Messenger RNA from Sapajus apella (tufted capuchin), 472 nucleotides. It is a transcript of the gene CRLF2, whose product is annotated as cytokine receptor like factor 2. The record is from RefSeq and is a predicted model, not a curated record. The annotation marks the transcript as partial. NCBI's taxonomy places the organism in Eukaryota, Metazoa, Chordata, Mammalia, Primates, Cebidae. The transcript has 3 exons.
AUUCAUGCUCAGAGACGCAAAAGCCUCCCCAAGCAAAGCCACCCAAAUUCACUUUAAAUUCCAGCCUGGCUCUCCUGUUGAUGCUGCCUCUUCUCCUCCUGUCUUUAUGGAGAUUAUGGAGACUGAAGAAAUGUCUCAUGCCCAGCGUGCCAGACCCGAAAUGCACCUUCCCUGGCCUCUUUGAGAAGCACGAAGGGAACUUCCAGGAAUGGAUCAGAGACACCCAGAACUUGGCCCACUUGAGCGGCCUGGCGGGCGGGGAGCCAGACGCUGGCCUUGAGGAGCCCGUGGUGCUCCAGCUGACCAGUACCGAGCCCGAGCCACCCAGGAGCAGCGGCCCACAGACCGGGGAGACCGAGGCCUCUGGGAGACCCCUGCAGGUUCCCCAGCAGCCCCUCCAAGGCGGUGAUGUGGUCACUCUUGCCGGCUUUACCUUUGUGACGAAAGACAGCUCCUACGUGGCAUUAUGACG